Molecule: messenger RNA, 2315 nt
Organism: Pomacea canaliculata
Lineage: Eukaryota; Metazoa; Mollusca; Gastropoda; Architaenioglossa; Ampullariidae
Product: protein yippee-like 1
Exons: 5
Coding region: 458-805 (115 amino acids)
Source: RefSeq, a predicted model, not a curated record
AACUAGGCUGCAAAUAUGGCGGAGGGACGAACAGAUGUUGAUGUUUUUCGUCCAAGCAUUCUGUCGUUGAAAGAGCUCUGCUUGCAUUCUCAGAGGAACCGUACUUUUAGGAAAAGAUGUCUUAAUCUUUUUUGCGUGAAUUUUGUGUGCUUGACGUCGACAUAACAAAGCAAGCAGAUUGGUUCAGACAACGUUUUAGUGACCAAGGGAUCGGCCAGCCAUUUGCCUCUGUGUAUGCUGAGAGCUCAGCAGUGUUUAAACAAACCCUGACCUGCAGCCCAACUUCGUCACACUCUGGCUUAGCUUUCAACGCAUUGCUUCUCAAAUUUAUUAAUUGGGGCUCUGCGCUGACACGUAAGCCUGCAAAACGGGUUGUUCAUUCAUUUGCUUGUUUGGCCCCCUCCUCAACUUCAAAAUUCCCCGCCAGUCUAUUCGAUGUCUGUCCAGUUCGGCAAAAAUGGUGAAGACUUUUCAGGCAUACCUGCCAAACAAGUGUCACCGCACCUAUAGCUGUCUGCACUGCAGGGCACAUCUGGCCAACCACGAUGAAUUGAUUUCAAAGUCAUUUCAAGGCAGUCAAGGGCGUGCCUACUUGUUCAAUUCUGUGGUAAAUGUUGGCUGUGGUCCUGCAGAGGAACGAGUUUUGCUCACUGGCCUUCAUGCUGUCGCAGACAUUUAUUGCGAGUGCUGCAAAACAACGCUGGGCUGGAAAUACGAACAUGCCUUUGAGUCCAGCCAAAAGUACAAGGAGGGCAAAUACAUCAUAGAGCUUGCCCACAUGAUCAAAGAUAACGGAUGGGAGUGAUCAUGUGACUUAUGUCUCUUCACUUUUCAUUGGCCAGAGUAUCUCUGUGAGCUUUUCUAAAGCAGAACACUGCACACAUUAGUGUCUGUAAUCAUGUAGUCCAAGAGCAGGUCAGCAGGCAGUCUGCUUGCUGGCCUCUUAUGUCUUCAUUGGAUUUUGACAGACAUCGUCCAUCCUUUGUGAUGUGAAACUGUGAAUUGUGGUCAGGCCUGUCUCAUUUUGGCAGGCCAGUGACUGGGGUCUGCAGCACAAGAUUCAUUCCUUUGACCAUUCAAGCAACCACACUUUGUUUCUUGUGUAGUGACUUUAGCCCAUAGUCCUUGGCAAAAGGAUAUAGUAAAAGAAAUUCAAGUGAGUUUCGAAAUUUGACCCCAAGAAACAACCCACCAGUGCUUUCAUGACUACACUGACAACUCCCCCCUUGUCUCAAAUGAACAUUGUGAAAAUAUUUUCUCUUGAUGAAAGAAAGACGUCUGUGAAGGCAUCUCUUUAUCAAGGGACUCUUUCUUAAAAAAAAAGAAAAAAAAAAAAGAAAAGAAAAAAUUGAACUUUCACCCUAUAGAAAGAUUUGCCAUGGACAGUUAAUUUCCAUUUUUGAUAGGAAUGGAACGAUGGCAGCUGUAGGGCAAGUAAAUUUAGAGUACAGAGACCUGGGAUGGAGGCAAGAAAAUCCAAACAAAUAAAAAAAAAACCCCUGCCUUUUAUACAACUCAGCUUCGAUUCAUUCAGUGCACGGCUUGAGCUAUUUUAGUACUGAGAAGAUUUCUUUGUGUGGGAAGGUGACAAAGACUGAAGAGAUCUCAUUUUCCUAAAUUUUUCUAAUAUUUAUUAAUUUCGUUUGUUUUUAAUUUUUUUUUUCUGUUUUUCUUUCUGUUCUGUUGUACAGGGUUGGAAGGGAUUUUGAAGAAGCUGGAUUGGAUGGGGUUGAGGAGAGGUGGGAAUGGACAGAUUGAAAGUAAAGAGGGGAGGUUCUUUUGUGAGAUUAGGCACACUAACAUGGCUUCAUAAGGUCCACAUGUACAUAGCCUUUCCUGUGCUUUGCGAAAGUGCAGUUUGUGUCGGCAUUUGGCACAAAAGAGAGAGAAAGCUAAGGGGAGGGACAUUGGGUGCUUGCUGUGAUUUUUGCUAGAGGGACUCUACAUCCUUCAAUGCCAAAAUGAGGUGGAGUCCUCAGUCACCCAAAUUGUAUUUUGUAUAUUCAUCCAUUAUAUGUUUUGGUGUUCAUGUGUUAGUAGUGCUUGAUGUCGUUUCCAAGUGAGAUGUUGUAUUGAGUGUGCCCUAUGGUAUGUAGCAUUUUUUUUCCCUUGUUUUCAAUUUUGUAAACAACUUGAAUUGGCAUUGUAGCUGGAAAAGUACACAAGCUAUGCUGAUCAUAUGAGCACCUAAACACCUUAAAGAAGCAGUUCAUUUCAGUGUAUAUAAAUGUUUAUUUAUACUGUUUUUUUCGCAAGCUUUCAAUGCAGUAGAAAACAUUAAACGUGUGAAAACAAAUGCUGCAGUCAAAACAUAA